Molecule: messenger RNA, 9086 nt
Organism: Mytilus trossulus (common blue mussel)
Lineage: Eukaryota; Metazoa; Mollusca; Bivalvia; Mytilida; Mytilidae
Exons: 6
Coding region: 255-9086 (2943 amino acids)
Biological process (GO): DNA repair; telomere maintenance
Molecular function (GO): DNA helicase activity; ATP hydrolysis activity
Source: RefSeq, a predicted model, not a curated record
CCUAGCUAACUUUGAUGUUUAUAGCGUGACACGAGAUAGAGAAAUAAUAUUUAAAAAAGAUUUUUGAAGAAGACUAUAGAAGACAAUUUAAAGGUGUUGUUUGAUUUACAUUGUCAAAGCAAUUUUUGAAGAAGACUAUAGAAGACAUUUUAAAGGUGUUGUUUGAUUUACAUUGUCAAAGCACAUUAUAUUUUGCAAUUUAAACCUUGUUGGUUCGCAUCUAUAGCUGGUAUCUACGCAUUACCAAUAGAGUGAUGCCACGUAAAUCAAAAAAGAGCAAAGCCUCCAUAGCCAAAGAACAAAAACUUAGAAUGAGAGAAAGAAGGUUGGCAGAGGAGGCUUUGCAGCAGUCUACUGAUAUUGAUAAAAUUGAAGGAGAAAGCACUGAGAAUGGUUAUCCUGAAGGAGAAAACACUGUUGAUGAAUUUACUGUCAAUAAAAUUGAAAGAAAUGACACUGUUAAUGAUUUAACUGGGCAAACUGAUGCCAAUAACACUGAACAGUAUCACACUGAUAAUGAAUUGACUGUUAACUCUGUUGUCAAUAAAACUGAAAGUAAUCACACUGAUAAUGAAUUGACUGUUAACUCUGUUGUCAAUAAAAGAAAUCACACUGAUAAUGAAUUGACUGUUAACUCUGUUGUCAAUAAAAGAAAUCACACUGAUAAUGAAUUGACUGUUAACUCUGUUGUCAAUAAAAGAAAUCACACUGAUAAUGAAUUGACUGUUAACUCUGUUGUCAAUACCACUGAUAGAAAUCACACUGAUAAUGAAUUGACUGUUAACUCUGUUGUCAAUAACACUGAUAGAAAUCACACUGAUUAUGAAUUGACUGUUAACUCUGUUGUCAAUAAAAGAAAUCACACUGAUAAUGAAUUGACUGUUAACUCUGUUGUCAAUAAAACUGGUAGUAAUCACACUGAUAAUGAAUUAACUGUUAACUCUGUUGUCAAUAAAAUUGAAAGAAAUCACACUGUUAAUAUUUCAACUGGACAUACUGUUGCCAUUACCACUGAACAGGUUCACCAUGAUCACACUGUGUAUGAAUUGACUGUUCCUUCUGUUGUCAAUAAAACUAAUUGCAAUCACACUGUUAAUGAUUUAACUGGGCAUAUUGUUGCCAAUACCACUGAACAGUAUCAAACUGUUAAUGAAUUGACUGCUCCUUCUGUUGACUGCAACAUACAUUUAGUUAAGACUAAUUUGAACAAUUCAGAAUUGAGUAAACUAAAACGUUAUUCAGAUUCAAUCAACAAUCAGUUAGAAAACAAACAGGCAUGUCUGGGUAGAAAUAAUAAAAAUUACAUUGAUAAUAAAGCAGACAAAUCUGUAGAUUCCAAUUUAUGGAAAGGUGAACAGAAAACAGGUAUGCAUGCAAAUAUCAGGUUUGAAAAUCCGGUAGUUUUAUAUGAUUUAUCAAGAUCACAAGUAACACGAGAAGGAAAUAAUCUACUCAUUCAGGGUAGUUUCCAUCAAGGAAAUACCAGGUUUGGUGAAAACGCUGGGAAACAAUGUGUUAGUAAUUGUUUAUCUGCAAUAGUGCAUAGUAAACUGAAACCAGUUUGUGCAUGGAACAAGUUAUAUCUCGACAAUAUACUCAUUGAAGGUAACGAUAUUUAUACAUCUGUGCACGGUACUAAUAAUUAUCUCUGUGUGGAAGACCUUCCAGAAUUUGUAGAUCUUAGAAAUCGUAUUAUUCAUUGUCACAAGAAACGUUCCAUUUGUGCAUUUGUACAUGACGUUGACCCAGAUUUUGAUGGCGUUUUACCCUUAGACCAAGCCCUGCAAUAUGCAUUAAUAGACUCAGAUGGAUGCUUUGUUACUGUAAGAGCAACAACAUCAUUAGUAAUAAAGCAGAAUAACAAAAUAUAUAUGUUUGAUUCUCAUGCAAGAAAUCGUUUUGGUUUAGUAGAUAAUUAUGGUUCUAGUAUUGUAUUUGAACUUCCUGACAUUCAAGCUGUUUACCAACACUUCUGUAAUUUUGUUCAGGGUGAUCAAUCUGUACCUUUUGAUGUAACAGGAAUUACUGUUGCAAUACAAGACACAGUUGACAGUAGUGUAAAUAUGACAUUGCAAGAUAAUAUGCAACAUAUUGAAACACAAGAUAGUGUACCAAUACUAGGUUAUUUAGAUAAUAAGCAUAAUAUUGAAGAAAAUGAGACUAACGAAGAAACAAUCGACAAAUUAAAGGGAGGAUUGUGGAAAAAUACCAAAAGACUUGUAUCUGAUCUUUCAAAUGACAUUGAAUCAGACAUAUUAAUGGACAUAUCACACAAUGUAUCAGAUGACAUUGAAUCCGACAGGUUAAUGGACAUAUCAGAUGACAUGGAAUCAGUAGAUUUUUCAAAGGUAGGGUCUCCAUGUACAUUUAUUAAAGAAGAUGAAGUUUCUGAUAUAGAAAUAAUGUCUGAUUGUAGAUCCAAUUAUUCCUUUAAGCCAUUAGAUUUCUGUUCUAAAAGGAAACUCUGUGGAAUAUUGAAUAUAUCUUCAAAAGAAGUGAAUAAAAACAUGUGCAGUUCAGAAUCGUGUAAUAUUGGCCAUCCCUCUGAAACAAAGUCCAUCAUAGCAGAUGGAAACUGUCUCUUUAGAGCAAUAUCUUACGCUGUUUCACAUACACAAAUAUUCCAUGAAAAGGUUAGACAAGACAUAAUUAAGCAUAGCUUGAGCAUUUCAAAUCAUUUGACUAGUCUAUUAGAAAACCAAUAUGGUACAGUAGAAGAACAUAUAAGUGGUCGAAAAAUGAGAGAGAACAAUUCAUGGGGAACUGCAUUGGAAAUAAUCGCUGCAGCAGACCUUCUAAAAACGGAUAUUUAUACGUUUUAUAAUGGAGUAUGGAUAAAGUAUUCAUCGUCUCAAAUUUUUACAAAUAGUGAAAUAAAUGAACGUGCAAUCUAUCUUCGACACAUCGGAGACUUACAACACUAUGAGGUUGUAUUAUCAGUUUUACCAGAGAUGGACAUACCACUCGAAAGUAAUAGAGUUGCAACGAAAAGGAAAUGUGAGCAAAAUGAUUUAUUUGUUUCAAAGAAACACAAAAAACAAGAUCAACGGGUUAGUAGUCUAAAUAAUGAAAACAAUUCUUCUGUUAAAUCGUCACAGAAAGAAAUGCAUUCAGCGAAACAGGCAAGCAUCCACAAAUAUGCUACUGACAAUGAACACCAAGAUAGAAUCAAACAGGCAAGCAUUCACAAGUAUGCUACUGAUGAUGAAUAUCAAAAUAAGGUGAAACAGGCAAGCAUUCACAAGUAUGCUACUGAUGAUGAAUAUCAAAAUAAGGUGAAACAGGCAAGCAUUCACAAGUAUGCUACUGAUGAUGAAUAUCAAAAUAAAGUGAAACAGGCAAGCAUUCACAAGUAUGCUACUGAUGAUGAAUAUCAAAACAAGGUGAAACAGGCAAGCAUUCACAAGUAUGCUACUGAUGAUGAAUAUCAAAACAAGGUGAAACAGGCAAGCAUUCACAAGUAUGCUACUGAUGAUGAAUAUCAAAAUAAGGUGAAACAGGCAAGCAUUCACAAGUAUGCUACUGAUGAUGAAUAUCAAAACAAUGUGAAACAGGCAAGCAUUCACAAGUAUGCUACUGAUGAUGAAUAUCAAAGUAAGGUGAAACAGGCAAGCAUUCACAAGUAUGCUACUGAUGAUGAACAUCGAAAGAAUGUUAAAAGUCAGACUUUGUCUAAAAGAAUUCUUUCUAAAGAAGAAGGAAAAGACAUGUCAAAAGUUAUUGAAAAAUUUAAGAAAGAUGUAUGUGAAGGACCUGAAUACAUUUGUGCUUGCUGUUUUAGACUUUCAUUUCAAAAUCAAGUAAUGGAAUAUAAGAAGGAUUUGUAUCAAAAGGAUUCUGUAAAAGAUGUAGCAGACACUUGCAUUUCUGAUAAGUAUUUGCAUAAAUGUUUAGACGAAUGCGAAGAUGAAUGUAAGUAUCAAGGAACUAGUAGACAAUCCCUUUGGAUUUGUUACACAUGUCACAGAAAGAUCCUGAAAGGAAAAGUGCCUGCUGAAUCUUUUUUUAACAACCUAUUAUUAGAUGAUGUUCCUAAUGAACUUAGCAAAUUAAAUCAACUAGAACAACAUUUAAUUUCUCUUAAUAUACCUUUCAUGAAGAUAAUUGCUUUACCUAAAGGUGGCCAAAAGGCAGUUCAUGGACCAUGUGUUUGUGUACCGUCAGAUAUUUUUAAGGUAACUACUACUUUGCCUAGAUCUGAAGAUGACAAUUGUUUAGUUAAAGUGAAGCUCAAAAGGAAAUUACAGUAUAAGGGUUAUGAGGAAUAUCAAUUUGUUGAUACUAAACAUUUAGAAGAAGCAUUGCUAUUUUUAAAAGAAAAAAAUGAGUGGUAUUCAAAUAUAGUAAUCAAUGAAAAGUGGUUGAACCCUAUUCCUUUACAAAAUAACGACUGUUGCCCUGAAGUAGAGAGCAUGGACACUUCAACAACAACAAAUGAAACGCUAAAUGAUAAUUUGCAAGAUAGGUCAAGUACAGAGGAACAAACAAAUGAAGCGGAUACAUACUUAGAUGAUACUUUACAGGGCGUUCAGUUGGACACAUGUUUACAGCCUGCUGAUAUUGCACAGGAAGCUUUAGAUGCAUUGUUUGAUAAGGAAUUCAAUCUAUCACCUGCAGAGGAAAAUAACCCUGUAAGUCUUUUGAGAACAAAGGGUAUUGAAGCUCAAACGUUUCCAGUACAUUAUCCUACAGGUAAAAACACAUUGAAUGAAGAGAGAGAAGAAAAGUUAUCUUUAUUAAGAUAUUUCAAUCUGAGAUUAAUGAGUGUAGAAAACCGAUUUGCAAGAGAUACUUCUUAUAUAUUCUUUUGUCAAUAUAUGUCUGAACUAGAUAGAGUUAUGUCAAAUGUUCAAAUUUCCUUAAGGAAAGGAUCGGUGUUUUCAAAUGGAAAGAAAGUAACAGGCAAAAUGCUAUGUGAUAAAGACACAUUACAUGGGUUAUUCCGAAAAGAUGAGGCAAUAAAGUUUAUGAAACCUGUAAGAGGAACACCUCCUUAUUGGCAAGCUGAACAAAAGAAUAUUUUUGCUAUGAUUCGCCAGUUAGGUAUUCCCACAUUCUUUGCCUCGUUUUCUUCUGCAGACUUCAGAUGGAAAGAAAUCAUAGAAACAAUAUUGAAGCAACAAGGAGAUAUUCGUAAGUUUGAAGAACUUACUUGGGAUGAAAAGUGCAAAGUCCUUUGUAGUAAUCCUGUUACACCUGCACGAAUGUUUGAUCGUAGAUUUAAAAGAUUUCUAAAAGAUGUUAUAAUGUCAGAUGCUCAACCAAUUGGUCAUGUGAUAGACUACUUUUAUAGAGUUGAAUUUCAACAGAGAGGUUCUCCACACACGCACUGUUUGUUCUGGGUAGAAGAUGCCCCAAAAUUUAAUGAAGAUGAAGAUGAUAUUGUAACUGAGUUUGUUGACAAAUAUAUAACAUGUAAACUACCGCUGGAAACCGAGGACUCAGAGCUAAAAGACAUUGUCACAACUGUACAACAACAUAGCAAAACACAUUCAAAAAGUUGUAGAAAAAAGGGAACUGUGUGUCGUUUUAAUUUCCCAAGACCACCCUCUGAAAAAACAUUUAUAUCACGCCCACCUAAGGAUGAUGAAGAAGAAUGUAGUGUUGCUGAUGACACUGAUGAAGAUGUUGACGAUGAUGUUGUUGAAAAACCAAAAUCGGGAAUUAGUUCAUUAGAAGCUAAAAAGAUAUUAGAAUCUCUAUGGGCUGUAAUCAAAGACUGUGAAAAGGAAAAUUUAACUACUACGGAGUUAUUCAUAAGGGCAGGAGUAUCUCAGGAAGAUUUUCAAGAAUGCUUUAGGUCAGUUACAUAUAGAAAUACUGUGGUGUUAAAAAGAAACAAAAAUGAAAUGUUUAUCAAUCAGUACAACCCGCAUCUCCUGAAAGCAUGGGAUGCAAAUAUGGACAUACAAUACAUAUUAGAUGCUUAUUCUUGUGUUGUUUAUAUAAUAAGUUACAUCAGUAAAUCAGAACGUGAACUUGGAUUGUUGCUACAACAAACAAAAAAUGAGGCCGCUGAUGGAAAUUUGAAUGCACAACAAACAAUGAAACAAGUAGGUACUUCAUACUUUCACUUUCGAGAGCUGAGUGCCCAAGAAGCUGUUUUUAGAGUGAUCGGCUUAAGUUUGAAAGAAUGUUCAAGAAAAGUUGAAUUCAUUCCAGUUGGAGAAAAUCCAUGUAAAAUGAGUAUUCCUCUAAAAGAACUUUUAAUCAAAUCUAAAAGCGCAAAUACAAAAAAACCUUCAAAGGAAAUCGAUGAUGAUGAUGACAUUGACGACGGUGAUGAUAUCGAACUUUGGAUGAAAAGCAUUACUGAUAGAUAUAAAAGUCGACCAGAACUUGAAUUAUUUAAUCAGAUGUGUUUAGCUUCAUUUUGCUCCGAGUUUUCAGUUUUAGCAGAAACAAAGAUCCCAAAUAAAAUAAAUGAAGAUACCACAUUCAAACUUAAAAAUGAUAUGGGAUACAUCAGAAAGCGGACAAGAACCCAGCCUGCUAUUAUCAAAUAUGCACGAUUUUCCAUUGAAACAUCGCCUGAACAGUACUACCAAAGUAUUUUACAGUUAUAUUUACCUUACAGAUUAGAGGAACAGUUGAAACCGCCACAAUUUUUGACAUAUGAAUUGUUUUACAAAUCAGGAAUGGUCAGGUAUAAUCAGAAAGAGGUUCUUGUUAAAGUCGAACAAAUAGUUAAUACUAACAUGUCCAACUUUGUGAAAAGUGGCAAAGAGCUAGAAGCUGCAGAAAAAAAAUUGGAAGAAAAUGAUUACCAAGAAGAUGCGUGGGCAGACCUAUGUCCAGAAACAGAGAGUGAAAGACGUGAAUGCACUGAAGCAGCCAAAUCUUCAACUGUCAUAGAAGUCGACAGUCCUGAAUUUGGAAUACCAGAUUUAAAUAAAAGUAACAAGCCAGAAAUAGUUAGUGGAAAUGGGAUUAAAACUGGUUUACUAAGGUCGGAAGUUAUACCCUUGUUGAGAGGUUUAAACAUGAAACAAAGGCGUAUUUUCUAUAAGGUAAGAGAAUGGUGCAACCUAAAAGCCAAUGGUAAAAAUCCCCCUCCCUUUCACGUCUUUGUAACAGGCGGAGCUGGAACAGGAAAAAGCCAUCUGAUUAAAUGCUUACAUUAUGAAACCACAAGAAUUCUUGCUCGCUGCUCUCCUAGUCCAGACGAUUUGACAGUUUUAUUGACUGCACCAACUGGCACUGCAGCCUUCAAUAUAAAUGGAUUGACGAUUCACCAUGCUCUUUCUAUUUUCAAAACUCUUACUGUUGACAAAGCGAUGCUUGGUGAAGAUAAGCUGAACACUUUAAGGUCAAAAUUAGAAAAUUUACAAAUUUUAAUCAUAGACGAAGUCUCAAUGGUCAACAAGAGGUUGUUAUUUUUCAUUCAUGAACGGUUGCGUCAGAUCAAGAAAAGACCUGAAAAAGAUCCUUUUGGUGGGGUUUCAGUGAUAGCUGUUGGAGAUUUUUUUCAGUUACCACCAGUAAAAUGCCGAAAAACUGAUAAACUUUAUGUAGAUGAUCCAUCGAAUCCUUUGAACUAUCUGUGGAACGAUUUCUUCACUAUUGUAGAAUUAGAUGAAGUCAUGAGACAACGUGAAGAUGGUUUGUUUGCUCAGUUAUUGAAUAGACUUAGGAUAAAAGACAAAUAUUCUCCUAUAGAAUCCUCAGAUUUAAAAAUGUUAAAGCAGUGUAUAGGUAGUGGGACAGAUGAAGCUUUACACAUUUAUGCUACUAAUAAUGAGAUUAAUAUUCACAAUACUGAAAUGGUUAUGAAACUGUCCAGUGAACCUCAGUUAAUUGAAGCACAAGAUUUUGAAAAAAAUAAAGCUACAGGAAAACUAAGAAAGAAAACAGCAAAUUUUUCACAAACUGAUAUUUGUCUCCCAACUUCAAUUCUAUUAGCUGAAGGAGCCCGCGUAAUGCUGAAAAAGAAUGAAGCCGUCAAUGAUGGCUUGGUAAAUGGGGUAAUGGGCACUAUUGUCAGCAUUGCAGAAUUUUUAGAAGGGUCUUUGCCGAAUGUUAUUUUUAUCAAUUUUGACAAUGAGAGAGUAGGAAAAAACGCUAAGAUUCAAAAAACAAUAAAUGGGAAAAGAUGCGUUGGAUUGGAACCAUCUACAGAGGACAUACCAUUCAAAAAUGGAACGAGAAAACAGUUUCCUUUGCAGUUAGCAUGGGCAUGUACUGUUCAUAAAGUUCAGGGUUUGACAGUUUCACAAGCAGUUGUGGAUUUGAAUAAAUGCUUCACUUAUGGCCAGGCAUAUGUUGCAUUGAGUAGAGUUACUACAAAAGAAGGGCUUCAUAUAUUACCAAUUGAUGACAAAACACUUGGUAAAAAAAUAUACUGUGAUCCUGAUAUCAUAAAAGGCAUAAAAACAAUGAAACAUUAUCUGACUGAAAAUGUAGAAGCAUCAUCUGAAGAAACACUUGUAACUAUUGUUUAUCACAAUAUCCAAGGACUAAGAGCUCAUAAAAAUGAUUUAGUGGCUAAUUCAGACUGUACAGAUGCAGAUUAUGUCUGUCUGACUGAAACAUGGCUUGAAUCUUCCUCUGAUCAUGUUUAUCUUCCUAACUAUGAUUUUUAUCACCAUCCAAGAUCUGCAGCCUACACACCGACUAAUUCUGUGUUUAUGAAUUUGCAAGCUAUGGGCCACGGAGGAGUAGGAGUAUAUGUAAAAACAGAUUCUGAAUAUGAAAAUUGUAACAUUACCGUGGAAAAUCUAGAAUGUAUGACUUUCAGAAUUCCCACCAUGAAUGUCCUUGUGGCAACAAUAUAUAGAACUCAGAAGUAUCAAAUUGGAAUAUUUCUUAAAACAUUUAUUUCGUUUGUAAGCAAAUUGACUGAACUUUCAAACAAUAUCAUUGUUUUAGGUGACUUUAAUCAAGACAUAUUAAAGGGAGAAAGAUCCAUACUAGACUAUAUGACUUCAAAAGGAUUUCAACAGCUAGUAGAAGAGGCCACAACAGAAGGUGGUACAUUGAUUGAUCAUGUCUAUGUCAAAGGUUGCUCAAAAGUAGAAGUUAAAGGCAUUCCAACUUACUACAGUUAUCACGAUGCUAUUUCCAUAAUGCUUAAAGAUAGCCGAUAA